Molecule: messenger RNA, 3577 nt
Organism: Pelobates cultripes (western spadefoot toad)
Lineage: Eukaryota; Metazoa; Chordata; Amphibia; Anura; Pelobatidae
Source: the annotation of a GenBank genome assembly
CACACAAGGCUGUCACCCCCUCCCUUUGGAUGUGAUUGGCUGGGAGCUGACAAUGUGAAUUUGCAUGAUCACACCCCAGCCUCCAGGCUGCAUAUUAGCCAGGAGUUUGCAUGCUGCACAGUAAGUCAUUCCCUUUAAACCACAUGUGAGUCUGUCUCUCUGAUCCUGGACUGAGAGAGCUCCUAAGAUGCCACGAUCAUUCUUAGUGAAGAAACACUUCUCUGCCAAUAAGAAGCCCAAUUACAGUGAGCUGGAGAGCCAGAGAGGUAAGGCAUGGGGGGCACCCAGCACCCCUUAAAUAUCCUGCAUCUUAUUGCAGUCAGGCUGAACAGAUUUGGGGAAUCUAUAGAGCAGAAUGAGUGUGGAAUGAGUUAUUCUGGAAGUUUUUAUGUUUUAAAAUCCAUUUAUAGACAUAUUACUGUGUAUAGAUUUAUUUUGGGUAUUUUGAAUGCAUUGUUGUAUAGAUAGUGAAUGGAUGUAACUAGUAUAUAGUGUGUGCGUGUAUAUUUUUAUUUACUUCAUUCCUGUGUGUCUGUGAGUGAUAUAUAAGGUGUAUAUAAAUAUUGUUUAUUUGCGGAUAUACAUUCUCUAAAUUAAUCCAUAUUUUGUUUUUGUUGUGUGUGUGUGUGUAUAUUGAUGAAUGGAAUGUUGGGACCCAUUCAUUGUACAGACAUGUAAUAUAUUCUCCCCUCUCUUGCAGUGUACAUCGCUCCCUACCUAUAUGAUAAGUAUGCAUCCAUUCCGUUGAUACCACAGCCUGAGAUUUUGAGCACCACGGCCUAUUACCCACCUGUAGUUUGGGACACUGGUUUAAUUACGACGAUUUUCACGGCCGAGCCCGACUUUCAGAGUUCUCCCACGUCUCCUGCCAUUGAGGGAUCCAAACCGUUAGACCUUAGUUCCUUCUCCAGUGAGGACGACGAGAGCGGAAAGACCUCGGACCCCCCCAGCCCUGCUUCCUCCGCAACAGAAGCUGAAAAGUUUCACUGCGGACAGUGUAACAAGUCGUACUCCACCUUCGCCGGACUGUCCAAACACAAGCAACUCCACUGUGACUCUCAGAAUAGAAAGUCUUUUAGCUGCAAGUACUGUGAAAAGGAAUAUGUUAGUCUUGGGGCUCUAAAGAUGCACAUCAGGAGCCACACACUACCCUGUGUCUGCAAGAUCUGCGGCAAAGCCUUUUCCAGACCGUGGUUACUGCAAGGACAUAUCAGAACUCAUACCGGUAUGUAUACACCUUGUCUUUAUACAUAGUAUCCGUACUCUAACCCUAUGUGGAAGAAAGUUGGCUCUUGGCAUUCAACGUGUUAACUUUCCUGGUGUACAGAUCCUUAAAUUCUAUUUGUCAUUUUUACUUUUUCACUUUUGUUUGUGUUUUAUUUUUUGGGUGGAAAACAUUUCGCAUGCAAAGAAGAAAAAAAAUCUUUUCAUUAUUAUUUUUUAUACGAUAUAUUUUAUUGCAUUUUUAGGCAGAGAUGCAUUGUAUGUUGCAUUUUUGUAUAGACUGAACAAACAGUUUUGCGCCCAUCUAGUCCAACCUUCAGUGUAUACAUAGCUUGCCCAUGGUGGCUUUCUAAAUGUACCUUGUGGUUUCCCAUUGUGGGAUCUGUGCUGAUAUCUAGUUAUAAUCUUCAAGGAGAAAAAAAAAUCCGUUUUGAAGAUGAAUUGAAUAGUACAAAAGCUAGUGUACAUAGUGAUUAUUUCAGCGCCAUUGGGUUCUUUUGAUGUCAGGCCUGGGACGGGCCCCUAGUGAUGGGUGGGCACUAUAAUUUGUGCUAUGCACCUGUUGCAAUGCACGCCACGCUUUGCCAGUACUCCCAGCUGCCAGUCCCCUUACCAGCCCUCAAAGGCUCUCGCUUACAAUACAGCCAUCCACCUCUUAUUCAUGUCGCUGGGAUCAUUUCUUCAUUUACUUUUCUUUUUGUUGUUGGGUAACUGAUUUCACGCCCUGUUCAAGGGACGGCUAAAAAUGUAAAGCGUAAGAUCAAUUGCAUAAAUAGUUCAGAGAAUUAGUGCUCUUUUGUCAUUGUUGCUCUAGAUAAAAUAAAAUGUGUAUAGCUUUAACAGAUGCAAAUUUAAUGAAGUGCUUUUAACUGCCCCUUGUUAAUUGGCGUUACUGUGUGACCAGUUCCUUUGUUUACUCAACAACUUAUUUUCUGAGCUGCUGAGUUAAUAAUGGUAAAUAUUGACUUGUGAAGGAGCUUUCUCUUUAAAUUAACUAAGCAUCUUGGGAAAUAUAGCUCAGACAGAUCUAACAUGCCCUGUGCUUGGCCAGUUCACCAAGAUAGUGUUAGGUCUGCUUGUGGUGUGUUCUUUAACUUUCUUCUCUUGCAACACCUUGUCCUCCGAUCAAUGUCAUUAAACAUAUUUUUUUGCCUUUUUUUGUCUUCCUCUAGGUGAAAAACCUUUCUCCUGUACACACUGCAACAGAGCCUUCGCUGACCGGUCAAACCUCCGAGCGCAUCUUCAGACCCACUCAGAUGUUAAGAAGUACCAGUGCAAGACUUGCUCUAGAACUUUUUCUAGAAUGUCUUUGCUCCACAAACAUGAAGAGACAGGCUGUUCUGGGGGUCACUGAGAACCUUUUGCAUGUCGGACUGAAACAGACUCUAUACUCCUCCUUUGGGGGGGGAGUACAUUUAAUUAUUUUUGCUAUAUUUGUUUAGCAAUCUGACAAUCUCUUGUUCUGAAAUCCUCUUCCUGAUUCACACUUCAUCUUCUCAAUAGACUGUACAUUUGGAAUCGAGUGCCUUAUUACCAAAUCCCAGAGAUGCGUUACAUUUUUACCAUGUGCACAAUCAGCAUUCUUCAAUUUCCUUUUUUAUAUAAAUAUAUAUAUAUUAUUUUUUGUUAAAAAAACCAAAAACAAAACAAAGCCAAAUAGUUUAAUUACGUUUUCAAUACAUGUUAAAGCUCUAAAAAAUAUCUUGUGGGUUUCAAACCUUUUUUAAAUGGAUAAGAAGAUACAAUUGUUGAUUAUAUCCCUAUCUGUUGAGUGAGCUGGAAAUAGCCCAUACGAUAUAUAUUUAUGAAGGAAAGAAUUGUUACAUGUUUUUUUUAUUGUAAUAUUGUGACUGUAAAUAUGCAAAGUACUUGCAAACAACAGAGAAACUAUGCAAUAAUAUAUCACGGCUAGCGGCAGGUGCUUUAUCACAGUACAAUGAAAAUUUGCAAAGCCUGCACAGUUAACGUAGAUUAUGAAAGGUAUUAGAUACAUUUUUCUUUUUUCUCUCCAAACAUCUAUUCUGUUUACAGAGCGGCUAUACGCUCAGACACCUGUUUAAUAUAGCUCUUAACAACUUCCUUUGUAGAAAACCCGUAUUAAUAGUCAGACAGUUGUCAGAUUAUAUACAAAGACUAACUGUGGAACACCAGCGCGGACAGGUGGGAAUCUAAAAUUCGCAUUGACAGGUGUCUGAUGAAUGCCUCUUUUAUUCUUAAAAUUGUUUCUGCAUAAUCCUUAAGACAAAUGUUUACAUUUCAAAGGUACACUGGUAUUUAUAUAUAUAUAUAUAUAUUUUUAUUUUUUUUCUAUUUGCCACAUUUUGUACUGAUGAAACUUUUUUUAUCGUUCUAC